AUGGCAGAAAAUUCUAAUAACCCAUAUGAUAUUAAUGGACAACAUUUUAAUCCUGAUAUGUACUUUCAAAAAUUAUUAAAAGAAUGUACUUUGAAACAAAUUAUGGAUCAUAAAGCAGAAAUUAUAAAAAAUACCCAAACAUUACACUCUGAUAUGCAAACAUUAGUAUAUGAAAAUUAUAAUAAAUUCAUAUCUGCUACAGACACCAUCAGGAAGAUGAAAACUGAUUUCAAAGAAAUGGAAGAAAGUAUGGACCUAUUGGCAAAAAACAUGGACAGUAUUACUUCUUUUUCAGAACAGAUUUCAUCAACAUUACAAGGAACAAGGCAACAAAUUUCCAAAUUAUCUUCAGUUCAUGCUCUCUUAAAAAAGUUGCAAUUUCUAUUCAAAUUGCCUAGUAACUUGAAAGAUAAAAUGAACGAAGAAAACUAUAGACAGGCGGUACAAGAUUAUAUUCAUGCACAAAGAGUAUUAAAUCAAUAUGGCAAUAUGCCUUCAUUUCAAGGAAUACAAAAAGACUGUGAAGAUAUUCUGGAGGAACUGAAAUCAAGAUUAAGGAUGCAGUUUCAUAAAAGAGAUGCAUCAACUAAAUCCUUAGCAGAAAAUGUAGAUCUUUUAUUACAGUUAAAAGAACCAGCUGACUCUUUGUGUGCUGAAUUUUUAACACAUGCAGAUGGAAGAUUAAUGGAACAAUUAGACAUUCUAAAAGAUAUGUGUGAAAAUGAUAUCAUAGAAUUUGUAGAUAUGGCUAGUUCUGGUUUUCUUAGUGACUUGUGUCUUAUUGUUGCAUCCUACAAUGAUAUGUUCAUAAACAGACCACCAGUAGAAGAUAACCAGUUCACAGAUGAUUUUGAUACAAAAGCUAUCGCACGUUUAAAUAAUUUUAUCAUGAGAAAUAUGAAAAAGUAUUUUGAUCUUAUUGGAAAGAGGGUAGAAAAUGUAGCCGAUACAGCAGUGUUAGUAAGAGCAUUGGAUAAAUUUCACAGGAGGCUACAGGCUAUGAAUAUGCUGUGCAAAGAAACAGACUUUGCAAGGAUAGGUACAGACAUUGUCGUCAACGCAGGUAGAAAACAAUGCCGUAAUCACUUGGACAGUUUAAAGUCUCACCUAAGUGAGGGACUCGUUAAAGUAAGACAAAUAUUGGCAACUAAAGUUUCACAAGAAGAAGAUGGUAGUUUAGCCGAGCUUCAAGCAUUACUUAUUAUGCCUACUAUUGAAAAAGUUAAAGGUGUCUUACAAGAUCUAUUGGUAUUUUUGCAACCGGAUUUGUCAUUCAAUUUAAAGACACAAUUUCUACAAGACUUUUGUGUGGACGAAGUUAGAGAAGGCCUAGUAGUUGGAUUUCUACAUCAUUUAAUGGCUACAGCAAGUGGAUUCUGUACUGGAUCCGAUAUUCCAAAGUUUCCACCUACUCUCCUACUCUUAUUGAGCAAAAUGUGUAUUGAAUACAAAGAGAACAACGUCAAGUAUUUGCUUACUACCACCAAUGAUUUGUUUAACAUCGAACAGUAUACAUCAGCUGCAAACGUAACAACUGACUCAGAGAUAUGCGAAAAGUUUCAAGAAGCGGCACAAAGUCUAUUAAACCAUUAUGUUCGUAUUCAAGGUUUAGCGGUAUCACAAAUGUUAAGAAUAUCCGUGGAGACAAGAGAUUGGUUACACACAAUCGAGCCAAGAACAGUUAGAUCUGUAAUGAAGAGAGUCGUAGAGGACAUAACAAAAAUUGAUACACAAGUUGCUGUUUUGUACGACGACUCGGACGGUCAAGUCGACAGAAGCAGCGACAGCAGUAGAAAAACACACAGCGUGAGUGUUUCGAGACAUCACUACAGAUCUAGCUGGUCAUCGUACACGCCCAGUCAUAUAGACUCUUCGUUGAUGACAAACAUUCACAAAUUAUUUUCUGAACGUAUAGAGAUAUUCUCGUCGGUUCAAUUUAACAAAGCCUCCAUUUUAACCGGGAUCAUCAAGAUCAGUUUAAAGACUUUUCUGGAAUGCGUCAGACUAAGAACUUUCAGUAAAUACGGUCUACAACAAAUUCAAGUCGACACUCAUUAUUUGCAACUAUAUUUAUGGAGAUUCGUCUCGGAUGAAAAUGUUGUUCAUUUUUUACUGGAUGAAAUACUUGGAAGCGCUGUACAUAGGUGUUUGGAACCAGUUUUAAUGGAGCCAAGUGUCGUGGAUAUUAUUUGUGAGAGAGCGAACAGCGAACCAUUAUCAAUGUUAAAUAUGCGAAUGACGUAGUAACAUUAUUGGGAUAUAUUGUACAGUCUUUAGUAUUGUUGCGUGUAAAGAUUAAAGAUAUUUAUUGAUUACUAUUAUUGUACAUUUCAUAAAUAAAUUUUCUAAAGAACUCCUGAAA
Messenger RNA from Osmia lignaria (orchard mason bee), 2362 nucleotides. RefSeq names its product vacuolar protein sorting 51 (gene Vps51). Gene Ontology annotation, cellular component: GARP complex; membrane; EARP complex. NCBI's taxonomy places the organism in Eukaryota, Metazoa, Arthropoda, Insecta, Hymenoptera, Megachilidae. Gene Ontology annotation, biological process: lysosomal transport; endocytic recycling; Golgi vesicle transport. The record is from RefSeq and is a predicted model, not a curated record.